Molecule: messenger RNA, 1905 nt
Organism: Lodderomyces margitis
Lineage: Eukaryota; Fungi; Ascomycota; Pichiomycetes; Serinales; Debaryomycetaceae
Exons: 1
Coding region: 1-1905 (634 amino acids)
Biological process (GO): monoatomic cation transport; transmembrane transport
Cellular component (GO): membrane
Molecular function (GO): monoatomic cation transmembrane transporter activity
Source: RefSeq, a predicted model, not a curated record
AUGGGUUCAAAGGACUAUUCAGAAGAUGAAAUGCAACCACUCAUAUGGAAUCGAGAUGGCAUUCAGAAUAACAAACAUUCGCCCAUUAGUCACCCCAAUUUACCCAAUCACUUGCGCCAUGCUCAGUACUCAACUCCGGCACUAGCUUCGGCUGCUGCAUCAUCCAAUAGGUUUAGAGAGAGACUGAUGUCUCCCAAUUUCCCAUCUCGUUCAAAAUCAGGAAAUUCCCUUAAUCAUUUAGCUCACUCUGACUACACCGAGUUUGAAGAGUUUGCAUCACCACGAAGGCGUCUGUCUUUCUCUGCUAAUGAGUAUAUGAAGAUGAUGCCAGAGAGACCGCUUUUCCAUAGAUUGUUAUCGAGUCAUCAUUCAGUAACCAAUCCGAAUUCGGCUGCUGAUGGACACAUCCCAGCCAAUAUGAACAACACACAGGCAUCACAGCCCCUCUUUUACCACCUACACGAUGAGAGCACCUCAUCCUUACAUGAAAGCUUUAUCAAUGAACAAAGGGGAAGGAGUAUUGUUGGAAUUGUUGGUAGUUUACGACCACUGAGAUUAAUUGGUGACGCAAAGCCAUUAUGUAAUUGGUAUGCGCAAUACAAUGAUGAUGCGGCAAAGAUCAAGAACAAAAGGGUUAGAACUUACUAUGAAGAGCAGAAUUACCUAAUUAGUAAGUUUCAGGAGAUUGAUAAUUUUCUCGAUGCUGGGAGAAUUCACUACAACAUGUUGAGCAAUUAUGGCAGCGGUGAGUCGGUUCGUGGCGUGUUGUUGGACAAUAUUGAAGAAGCUGAAGAACCAGCAAGUCCUAGCAGUGCAGUAAACAAUGGGAAUCCAAGCGAUAAGGAGCCAUCCAUGAAUGGGAAGAAGAGUUAUGAUUCUUUGCAAAACCCCGAUUUGGAACGUGGUGAAGGUUCAGUGUCCAAAUUUUCUAGGUUUUAUGACGUCCCGGGAAAUGUUGUUGACGAUGGGUCUAAAUUCCUCGGUUAUAACGAAGAGGAAAAUAGCUCGCAAGUGUUGACUGCCAUCUUGGUCAACUUCCUUAUAAACAUUUUGUUAUUGGUGGGGAAAAUUGCCGUUACUUUACUUACAAAUUCCCUUUCGGUGGUGGCAUCUCUCGUUGAUUCGAUUUUGGAUUUCUUGUCCACAUUUAUUAUUUACAUUGUCAAUCGACUAGCAGCUCAGAAUAAUUGGAAGGUUCGUCAUUCGUACCCUGUCGGCAGGUCAAGAUUGGAACCUUUGGGAGUGCUCAUAUUUUCAAUCAUUAUUAUAAUCUCGUUUUUCCAAGUGGGGCAAGAAUCGUUCAAAAGGUUGUUUUUCAGUACGCCUGAACAAAGAGUUCCGGCAACAAUUGGAUUUGAUGCAUUUUUAAUCAUGGUUAUUACGAUUGUCGCUAAGCUAGGUUGUUGGUUAUGGUGUUCCAAAAGCCGAUCUUCUUCAGUCCAAGCUCUUGCGCAAGAUGCAAUGACCGAUAUCGUGUUCAAUACCGUGUCAUUAUUGAUGCCUUGGCUUGGCCACAUUUUCAGCAUUUGGUGGUUUGAUCCAUUGGGCGCAUUCCUUUUAUCAGUUUACAUUAUUUUCAAUUGGGGCAAAACUGCUUUUGAACAUAUAAAUAAUCUCACGGGUGCUGUGGCCGACCCUUUGGAGUACAAGGUUGUCUUGUACCUUUGUUGCCGAUUCGCCGAGCCUAUUAGACGCAUUACGGCAUUGAAAAUUUACCAUGUUGGUGACAACUUGAAUGUUGAGGUUGAUGUCGUUUUUGCUAAUGACAAGUUUGACCUAAGCUUUAAGGAUUGUCAUGAUAUUGCCGAAGCAUUACAGUAUAGUAUUGAAAGUUUGCCCAUGGUGGAAAGAGCAUUUGUGCAUAUAGAUUAUAUGGAGGGUAAUUAUAAAGGGCAUCUUAAAUAG